AUGGCGAGACUCGUAGAGUUGGAAAGAAGAGUGAAAGCAGAGCUCGAAUGGAAGUCCUUCAUUGUCGAAGAGUCCCCAUCGAAAUUUACAGAAGCACAGAUCCGGCAAAAAUUGAAGUAUUGUGGCGAUAAGUGCAACGAGUUUGAAGAACGGCUCGAACAGGCGAAGCUGGACGUCAUCGCUCUGAAGGGAAAAAGAUGGGAAACUUCGUACACAGUGAAAGAGUCACUGCAAUAUAUGCUGGAGUUCCAGGAACUCCGCGCACGGCAUACGGAGGAGAAAGGAGAGCUGAUCUCCUGGGCGGACCAGCUCCUGCUUGCCCAUGAGUGGUACGAAAUCCUUGUGGCAGGAGAUGAGGCACAGGAAAUCGACAGACUGAUGUUUUUGAGCGACUUGGAAGAAACAGUGAUUCAGGUGCCGACACGUCCAACAGAGCCAGGCUAUCCACAGCCGAAGCAGGUUAAACGAUUUUACAAGAAGGAGACCAUUGGUCCAAUUCUGCACAACAUUCGUCUCGGCUAUGAUGUCCUUCUGAAUGAAGAAUCGGAGGAAGUUCAUGACGUGAAAGGCGAAUUACUAAGAGGCACAGCCAAAGAGGCCCAGUUGGUGAAAGAGAUGACGGAAGGAAUCAAAUUACUCAGAGAUGAACUUCAACGACAACGAGGCGAUAGACAAUGGAGUGGACACGGAGCGUCUGAUUGGCAGAUGCAGGAGAUCAGAGAUUCGAUCGCAGGAUUGAAAGAUGAAAUGAGACGCCAGAGGCAGGACUACGAGUGGCGUAAUAGCGGACAAAACGAAGGAUCUCUCAACGAAAUCAGAGAGAUGAUAGCACAGUUGACACAAAACAUCCGCGGACAGCAUGAAGAAACCAGAAACUGGAUUCAGACUUUAUACCUGGAAAUUCAGGACCGGCUGACACAGAAUAGAGAGAUGUGCCUGCAAGCAAUGAAAGAGGAAACACAGGCAGAGCACAGAGACGUUCAUCAGAAGCUGGGUUGCCUGGAGCAGCAGAUCCUCGGACUAGGAGCACAGAUGAAAGAAGAAGCCGAAAGGAUGAGUCGAGAGUCAGCAAGGCUGCUAAGACAGCAGCGGAGAUGA
Molecule: messenger RNA, 1098 nt
Organism: Cylicostephanus goldi
Lineage: Eukaryota; Metazoa; Nematoda; Chromadorea; Rhabditida; Strongylidae
Source: the annotation of a GenBank genome assembly